AUGGUGGUGUGUGUUAAAGAGGCAAAGAAAUUUGAAAGGAAAAUAUUCUCCAAAUACAUCGCGAAAUGCAAGAUGCUUUACGGAUGUUCGAUAACUUUUAUUUACGCAACGACGUCUGCUAUUCUCCUAGGGCCAAUGGUUUCGACUAGCCCAUUUCCAAUGGACAUUGAAUAUCCGUUUAGUAUUAAUAAGACGUCGGUAUACAUUAUCCUGUACAUACAUCAAUUUAUCCUCAUCUGCCAAGGCACUGCGCAUUUAUGUAUGUGCGUGUUUGGCGCCCUCAUGCUAUGGUUCACUGCUGCGAGGUUCGAAUGUCUGGCAGUGGAAUUCCAGAAGAUUGGAGACGUUGAUAUGUUGAUUAUUUGCAUUAAGAAACAAUUGUAUUUGAUGAGAUACGCAGAGGAUGUGACAAGUUGUUUUCGGUUUGUGAUACUCUAUGCUAUAGGAGUGAACACAUUGGCCACGAUUCUUUGCGGCCUCUUACUGAUCACGAAUGCAGCAUCCCUUGUCAAAGCGCAAUUUACAUUGCUUUGUUUCACUGCACUCAUGGAAAUCUUCAUGUACGCUUGGCCAGCUGACUACCUAAUGGAGAUGUUCUUGUCAAAUGCCUUUUCCAUCUUCACAACUUUGCGUGUGGCGGUAAACGGUGAUUGA
Eufriesea mexicana is the source of this 654-nucleotide messenger RNA. RefSeq lists its product as uncharacterized. The coding region runs from base 1 to 654 and encodes 217 amino acids. The transcript has 4 exons. NCBI's taxonomy places the organism in Eukaryota, Metazoa, Arthropoda, Insecta, Hymenoptera, Apidae. The record is from RefSeq and is a predicted model, not a curated record.